This is a messenger RNA of Benincasa hispida (wax gourd), 1678 nucleotides long. RefSeq names its product mitogen-activated protein kinase kinase 5-like. Gene Ontology annotation, molecular function: ATP binding; protein serine/threonine kinase activity. Gene Ontology annotation, biological process: protein phosphorylation. The record is from RefSeq and is a predicted model, not a curated record. Lineage: Eukaryota; Viridiplantae; Streptophyta; Magnoliopsida; Cucurbitales; Cucurbitaceae. Gene Ontology annotation, cellular component: cytoplasm.
ACAGAGCCCUCCAUCCUUCCCUUCCUCCUUUCAUUUUGUUGUGUAUAUGCAAAAAGCCUUUUUUUGGAGAAAAGAAAAAAAAAAAAGAAAAAGAAAAAGAAAAAGAAAAGUAAUUUGGUUUCCCUCAUUUUUCUUCUCCCUUUCCCCUCUUCCAAGAACUUUCUCCUUUUAUCUCCCCCACUACAAUCAAUCUCUCCUUCUUCUUCUUCAUCCGAUCUAUUUUCUCAAUCUUUAUUCUUCAAUUUCUCUUCGUGGGUAUUGAUUUUCUAAUUCCUUUUGGGGAUUUUUUCUUCUUCGUCGUCGUCGUCAUCAUCAGCGCAGAUGAGACCCCUCCAGCCGCUGCCUCAGGGUACGAAUCCUCCCACCGAUCGUACCCGUCGUCGUCCGAAUCUCAAUCUUCAUCUUCCGCAGCGGGACAAUACGUCUUUGGCCGUUCCUCUCCCUUUACCUCCCACCUCCUCCAACUCUGCGCCUCCUCCUUCCACCAGUCAACUCCACAACGCCAACCGCCCGCCGGACCCGCUACCUCAGCAGCGUCAGGCUUUCAGCCUUUCCGAGUUUGAGCGAGUGAGCCGAAUCGGAAGUGGAUGUGGAGGCACCGUUUACAAAGUCGUUCAUCGUCCCACCGGCCGUGUCUAUGCUCUCAAGGUCAUUUACGGUAACCAUGAGGAUGCGGUUAGGCUUCAGAUGUGUCGCGAGGUCGAGAUCCUUCGUGACGUUGACAAUCCCUAUGUGGUCAAGUGUCAUGAUAUGUUCGAUCAUAACGGCGAAAUCCAGGUUCUUCUUGAGUAUAUGGAUCGGGGGUCUUUGGAAGGAACCCACAUCCCUCAAGAACACCAUCUCUCUGAUUUGGCUCGGCAGAUUCUUAGCGGUCUCGCUUAUCUCCAUAGCCGCCGUAUCGUUCAUCGCGACAUCAAACCCUCGAAUCUCCUCAUCAAUUCACGAAGGCAGGUUAAGAUCGCUGAUUUCGGCGUUGGUCGAAUCUUGGAACAGACUAUGGACCCUUGUAAUUCCUCGGUUGGAACUAUUGCGUACAUGAGCCCUGAGAGAAUAAAUUCCGAUCUAAAUCAGGGUCAAUACAAUGGGUAUGCAGGGGAUAUUUGGAGCUUUGGGGUUAGCAUAUUGGAAUUCUAUCUCGGUCGGUUUCCUCUUGCUGUUGAGAGGCCUGGGGAUUGGGCAAGCUUGAUGUGCGCUAUUUGUAUGGCUCAGCCACCAGAGGCGCCGCCCACUGCUUCACCGGAGUUUCGCCAUUUUAUUGCCUGUUGUUUGCAAAGAGAAGCUCGGAAGAGAUGGACUGCCGCUGCAUUACUGGAACAUGCGUUCAUAACUAGGAAAAAUGGAGCAAGUCAGUACCAGAAUCAGCAAGCUCAUCAUCAGAAUCUUCGUCAACUAUUACCUCCUCCGCCUCUUCAUCCUUCCAGCCUUUCUUGAGACAAAGACAGCCUUUUAAUAUUUUUCUCAUUUUGGUUUCUUUUCUUGAAUUGCUCUGUCUUCCUGAGAAGCAUGACGACGCCAUUAUUGUCCUGUAAUUUUUCUGGAAUAGCCCAAGGGAAUGGUAAAUUAUUUGCUGUUUAGAUCAGUAAAUCAUCUGUUUUUCACGACAUUUUUCAGAACAAUGCAAAAAUUCUGUAAUCUUUUGCCGGUGGCUGAAAUAUCAAGCUAAGUCAAAUUCGUUUUA